Messenger RNA from Torulaspora globosa, 1500 nucleotides. RefSeq names its product mRNA-binding protein NAB2 (gene NAB2). NCBI's taxonomy places the organism in Eukaryota, Fungi, Ascomycota, Saccharomycetes, Saccharomycetales, Saccharomycetaceae. Gene Ontology annotation, biological process: regulation of mRNA stability. Gene Ontology annotation, cellular component: cytoplasm; nucleus. The transcript has a single exon. Gene Ontology annotation, molecular function: poly(A) binding; zinc ion binding. Bases 1 to 1500 code for a protein of 499 amino acids. The record is from RefSeq and is a predicted model, not a curated record.
AUGUCUCAAGAACAGUUGACAGAAAGUUUGAAAGUCAUUGUGGCUGAGAAGCUGGGCACACUUCCCAACUUCCACGAGGAUAUCAAAUAUGUUGCUGAAUACAUUGUGCUACUGAUGGUUAACGGUGGUACAGUUGAGAGCGUUGUUCAAGAACUCUCUACACUUUUUGAUUCAGUCUCUCCAGCAGCACUGACUGAUGUUGUUCAAACUGCGUUUUUCGCGCUGGAAGCCCUGCAACAAGGAGAAACGGUGGAGGGCAUCGUUUCUAAGAUCAGAGGAGCCACUGCCGGGCCAGAAAUCCAGCAACCAGAACAAGAACAGCCGCCCCAGCAGGAGCCACAGCCGCAGCCAUCUGCUGCGGCACCGGCGGAGUCUCUGUCAGCCUUUGCUAACUUUGUUCCUAAGCAACCUGUGGUACAGGACGAUAGUUCCAACUUUCCAGGAGGCCAAUCUCAGUAUUCCCAGAAGGUUGGUGCUGUCGGAAAGCAGCGUGGGACCCGUGGAAGUCGCGGGUCAACUCGCGGAGCUUCUCGCGGUCAUAACAGAGGCCAGAAUGCGAGGUUCAAUCCAUUGGCUAGGGCACUUGGCAUGGAUGAAGGGAAUGGCAAUAUUAAAUUGGUUCAUCAGAAGAAGGAAGGUCGCUGUAAACUGUUCCCUCGCUGCCCAUUAGGAAGAUCAUGCCCUCACGCGCAUCCCACGAAAGUUUGCAACGAUUACCCCAACUGUCCUAAACCGCCAGGAACUUGCGAAUAUCUUCACCCCAAUGAAGAUGAAGAGUUGAUGAGAGAGAUCGAGAAGACACGUGAAGAAUUUCAGCAGAGGAAAGCCGCAAUAAUAGCGGCAAGGACCAAGCCAAUUCAGACUGGUAUCGUGCUUUGUAAAUUCGGAGCUUUAUGCUCGAAUCCGAUGUGUCCUUUUGGUCAUCCGACUCCUGCCAACGAAGAUGCUAAAGUGCUGGAGUUGGUGUGGUGUGCUGCGAACCUAGAAUGUGCCGAUCCUAAGUGUAAGAAAGCUCACUCAUCGUUAUCGAAAAUUAAAGAAGUGGCUCCUUUGGGUCACAAGAAAUUUAAGCCAACUGCUCCAUUAGCUGCUCGUCCGGUUGAAAAGUCUUUGGAACAGUGUAAAUUUGGCAGCCAUUGUACCAACAAGCGCUGUAAAUUUAGACAUGCUCGCUCUCACAUCAUGUGCCGCGAAGGUGCCAAUUGCACUCGAAUUGACUGUCUUUUUGGACACCCGAUCAACGAAGACUGUAAGUUUGGUAUAGAGUGCCGCAAUGCUUACUGUCUUUUCAGGCAUCCCGAGGGUAGGGUGAUUCCGCAAAAGGGAGAGACCAACAAUAAUACUCAACCAGGUUUCAAUAACAAUGGUGUUUCUAGCAUGAGCCAGAGACCAUUUGCUCUUCCGGACGGAGCUCAUAUCGAAAAUGCGGCUCCUCAAAACACACUGCAAUCAAUUCACGCCAUUCAACAACAACCAGAUAACGAUACUGACAUGAGCUGA